Lingula anatina is the source of this 1098-nucleotide messenger RNA. RefSeq names its product high affinity nerve growth factor receptor. Lineage: Eukaryota; Metazoa; Brachiopoda; Lingulata; Lingulida; Lingulidae. The record is from RefSeq and is a predicted model, not a curated record.
AUGUCUGUGGCUUUUUCAGUAAAGACAAGUGAUUCUAUCAGAACUAAAUCCCGAAGGGAGAGAAGGAAGAACUAUGAAGAUAAGUCUCUUCAUUCCUCUGAACAACGCAUAAGAGAUGGUGAUAAAGAAGUAAACGCUAAAACCAAUGAAGAUUUGGUGUCUCAAAUACAGAGCAUUCCCAUCAAAGACGAAAGAGACUCUCGCAGUCUUGUUGUGGAAGAUGUUCCAAAGUUUCUUCCGUUGACAUGCCUCGACUUUUUACGACGGGGCUUCUUCUCGACGCGCCUCCUGCUGGGGGAAGGCAGGUUUGGGAAGGUGUUUCUGGGAAAAGAAAACACAUCCGGUUCACUUGUGGCGAUAAAGGUAUUCAAGAAGGCAACAGAGUUCGAAUGCGCCGUAAGGGAGACACGCAUACUGGCAGCUCUCAGUGAAACUGGAAUAGUGCCGAAAUUCUUUGGGCUCGUGGACUUAAGCAAUGUAAGGUUUGGAUGGAUGAGAGGACACCUGAAUGUAGGUGCGGUGGUUCAGUUUGUAGGGGACACAAUGAAGCAGAGAACCAUCACUCUCUAUUCCGCUAUCACAGCUUCACGAAGACAACCUGUGAACGUGCGCAACAUGCUCCACUGGGCCAGAUUAAUGCAAAAACUAGCAGUUAAAUUAGCUAAACUGCACAAACUGGGACUGUGCUUCAAUGAUUUGCAUCUUAAGAACAUAGUUCUCACCGGUGCAAUUCAGCAAGAUCCAGAUGUGUAUCUUGUGGACGUUGGAAAAGUGAGCUUUUCUAACUCCCAACAUGCUUACAGGCAUUAUGUAAUUCCCCGUCUGAGGCAACUGUACAAGCGUCGAUUUCCGCAACACGGUCCAGAAAUAUGGGAGGGACAGAAGUUUUCUACCAAGUCAGACGUUUACAGUUUCGGGUUCAUCCUGAAAUGUGCUAAGCUGGGAAAGCUUCUCGGUGUCACCAACCUGAUGGAAGGUUGUCUGGCAGCGGUCCCUCGCGAGCGUCCAACGAUGGGCGAAGUUGUGGAAAAGUUGAAUCAGCGUGUGCGUGCUCUAGAGAUGAUGGAAAGGAUAGAAAGAUUUGAAAGUCAAUUUUAA